CCUUUGCUGAUGAUUCGCGCGCUUUCAUGGGAGAAAGGUCAGCGUUUAUGAGGAAACGAUUGUAAUUUUUUUUGGCCAACGCACAAGCAAUAGAGAGACCGAUCCUCGGGUUGGAUGGUUAAUGAUGAGACAUCCUGUGGGUCACGAUUAGCCCCUCUUCGUGGCUUGAAUUUCAGGCCCCUGGACUCGACUACACGUGUACUUUAAUUUUAAUAUUCAGUUUCCAGGGGGCAAGAUAUAUCAUUAAUUAUCACGGCUGGGUAGCUGUUGACUGCCUUUAUCAGCUCACCACAAACUGAUUUAACAAAACGAUCCUGCUAUUCUAUGGAAGAUACGUGUACAGAGGCGAGAAAAAAGGAAUCUGUGACGAUGACAGUUGAAGACAAACCUUUGUCUAUGCUUUCAUGGGGGAGCGAGGCAAUGCAGGAUUAUGUAAACGUGUACAAGAGGAAAUGCUCUGAGAAUAAAGACGAGCAAGCUGCGAUAUGGACCAGUAUGUAUGAGAAAAAUUUGGGGAGAAAAGUCAGUGAUUUGCCGCCAUGGCUUGGCCCAAACGCCAAUAGUCAACAAAAGUUUGGGGAUCCUGAAAAGACUGACUUUGCGUCAAUUCAUAAAGCAAGAGCGGCUGAAUCCUGUGAGGCGAAUGCAACUGACUUCAUGACAGCAGAACAGAGACGACAUCAUCGCAAAAAACAUCGAAGCAGGCGAUCUGGAUCUGAUGAUUCUACAACAUCUUCUCAUUCAGAUCACGACCAAGUGAGAAGUAAUUGCUCCAGUUUUGAUACUACAGAAGAAGAACAAAAUGACCUAUCACAAUCAACCGAGGACUGAAAACAAGACAAAUGUGACUUGUGCAUGUUGGAAGUCGACAUCGCAAUCCAAAAAUGACGUUUUCCCAGUGCUUUUUCUCAACCAUGUAAGAGACUGUUUAGGGAUAUUUAAUGUGAAUAUGAUGUAAGAUUGGAUUGAUUAUUUGUUUUAUAAUAAUACCCAAAGAUUCAUAUAUGUGAUUGGCGAUUUUGAAUCAUGAAAUAAUAUUAUCAAUUAGAUCAUUAGAUUCGCAGACAUCAGCGUCGUCAGCUGAUCACGUUAUUGCACUAUUUCGCUAAAAAAUUCCCUCCUUUCCUCGGAUCCUUUAGGAAUAAUCAUUUCAUUAUUUGGCUGUAAUUUUUAUUUCCUUCCUUCAAAGAAAUUUAAGACGAUCUUAAAACAUAAUAACUUAAGCACCUACGUGGCAGACGUUGUAAGGCAAAGCAUUUUUAAAAACAACUUCAAUAAGAAAGCAAAAAAAUAUAAAUUUAAGAAAAUAAUAACAAAUAGAAAAGAGAUAAUGCCAAUAAUUCACAAAGUCUUGGCCUUUAGAUUAAUUGGUUAAUGUAUAGAUUAGACACGCAUAGACACAUCUCCACUAGACGGUGUUGUCGAUGAGAGAGCUCAAUCAGGCUUAAAACCUGAUAACAAACACAACAAUUUUUUUUCGGUCCAAUAUAAGUCGUGCGUUCUGAUUGGCUGCUCGAGCGUGCGGUAUUUUCUAUCUCUGACUGGCGGUUCGGUAAAUGUUUUGCUGCAUCUUGCUUUUGCUGCUAGUUUGAAAUAUAUAUAUUCAUAUUCAUAUUGUCAAUAAUGUCAACAGGAGACAGAAAAACGUGCAGACAAAGUUUAAGGUCCUGUUACUUGUUGCGAUGUUUUCAAUCUUGAUUAUGCGUCUUCAAAAUAUGAUUUCCAUGUUCGGCUUGUCCACAUGUAUAGAUUUCUAGACAGUGGAGCUUGCAUGAUUUAAUCCGGAAAUAUCCUUGACAGCUAUCUAAUCAAUAAAGAUAUUACUUCAGAAA
This is a messenger RNA of Actinia tenebrosa (Australian red waratah sea anemone), 1832 nucleotides long. RefSeq lists its product as uncharacterized. The record is from RefSeq and is a predicted model, not a curated record. NCBI's taxonomy places the organism in Eukaryota, Metazoa, Cnidaria, Anthozoa, Actiniaria, Actiniidae.